Pseudoliparis swirei is the source of this 4649-nucleotide messenger RNA. Its product is annotated as seizure 6-like protein. The transcript has 17 exons. Gene Ontology annotation, cellular component: neuronal cell body; endoplasmic reticulum. The record is from RefSeq and is a predicted model, not a curated record. Gene Ontology annotation, biological process: synapse maturation. Bases 1 to 2682 code for a protein of 893 amino acids. Lineage: Eukaryota; Metazoa; Chordata; Actinopteri; Perciformes; Liparidae.
AUGCCGCGCGCCGGCCGCGCGCUGCGCGUCGCCCUGUCCGCCGCGCUGUGGAUCGGGCUGCUGUGGAGCCGCGCGCAGGCACGAGAUGAAGAAGACCCCUCCUCUCCCACCUGGCCCCCAGCCGGCGGCCCCAGGGCCCGGCCCCCCAGCUCUCUGCCCUCUGCUCUGCUUCAGUCGGUGCUGACCCAUAAAGGCCUCCUGGUCCCCCAGAGGGGGGGCCUCCUGCCCUCCGCUCUGCCCCAGAACCUGCUCCCUCUGCUGGGCCGGGGCCUCGGCCGGGGCCCCCUCCCUGGAGGAGGUCCAGGCGAGCCUCUUCCCACACACACACACACACAGCUGGCUGACACACACACUGCUGAGCAGGAGGAGGAGCAGGAGGAAGAGGAGGAGGAGGAGCAGGAGGAGGAGCAGGAGGAGGUCACCACCACGAUGAUGGACACGCAGACGGAGAACCCGUCCUCAGCGGCGCCCGGCUGCACGGUGAACUUCUCGGACCCUGAAGGUUACAUCGACUCGGCCGACGACCCGACGCCUGACGGCGCCGCGGUGACCUGCACCUACACGGUGACGGUGUACACGGGCUACGGGGUGGAGCUGCAGGUGAAGAGCGUGAACCUGUCGGAGGGCGAGCAGCUGUCCAUCCGGAGCGCCGAUGCGAGCGGCGCCCUGCUGGUGCUGGCCAAUCACACGCUGCUGGUGGAGGGUCAGGUGAUCCGCUCCCCCUCCAACACGCUGUCGGUCCGGUACCGCUCGGCGCCGGAGGCCGGCGGAGGGGGCGUUGGCGGUGCGGUCCUGGUGGCGAGGCCGUGCUCCACUUGCUACGCGCAGCACUGCAUGCCUAUAGCGGUUUGCAAUUCUUUGGCAAUAAACCUGUUUCUGAUUCUGAUUCUGAUUCUGAAGAACGCCACCGUGGGGCGGGUCCUGUCCCCGUCGCCCCCCCACGGGCCCAACGCCACCCAGGAACGGUCCUGCUCCUGGUCCCUGGAGGCCCCCAAGGGCCAGAGGCUGCACCUCCACCUGGAGAGACUGUCGCUGGGAGCCACCGACAGGCUGGUGCUGUGGAGCGGGCUGGACGCCGACUCCGUGGUUCUGUUCGACUCGGGUCGGGGGGGCCAGAUCCCCUUCGAGGGGGUGAUCAGCGAGGGCCCGGCCGUGAGGGUCCAGUUCACCCGGGACCAGCCGGACCAGAAUACGGGCUUCAACAUCCGCUACGAGGCCUUCAAGCGCGGCCGCUGCUACGAACCGUACCUGCAGAACGGGAACUUCUCGACCACCGACCCGCUGUACGCCGUGGGCGCCGUGGUCCGGUUCUGGUGUGAGCCGGGCCACGCCCUGGAGCAAGGCCAGCCCGCCAUCCAGUGCGUCAGCGCCAGAGACCCGUACUGGAACGACACCGAGCCGCUGUGCAAAGCUCAGUGCGGCGGCGACCUCUCGGGGCCCAGCGGCGUCAUCCUGUCGCCCAACUGGCCCGACGCCUACGGAGAGGGAGAGGACUGCAGCUGGAGGGUCAGAGUGGAGCAGGACAAGAGGGUCCUGCUGGACAUCCAGCUGCUGAACAUCAGCGCCAGCGACAUGCUGACCGUCACGGACGGGGACGAGGUCGCGACCCGGGUCCUGGGCGGAGCCGGGCCCUUCAGGCUGUCCUCCACCACGCCCGACCUCACCGUGACCUUCCACUCCGACCCCACGGGCCUCGUCUUCGGCAAGGGGGGGGGCUUCAUCCUCAGCUACAUGGAGGUGUCCCGUAACGACUCGUGUCCUGACCUUCCUGAGAUCCAGAACGGUUGGAAGACCACCUCCCACGUGGCGUUGGUCCGCGGCGCCCGCAUCACCUUCCAGUGCGACCCCGGCUACGACCUGGUGGGCGGAGCCACGCUGGGCUGCCGGCCGGAGCUGAGCUGGAGCGGCCCGCCGCCCUUCUGCGAGAAGAUCAUGUACUGCUCGGACCCGGGCCACGUGGACCACUCCACCCGGGCCCUGUCGGACCCCAAGCUGCUGGUGGGGACCACCAUCCAGUACAGCUGCAACCCCGGCUUCGUCCUGCAGGGCGGCGCCACCAUCAGCUGCUACGGCCGCGAGCCGGGGACCCCGGUGUGGACCUCCAGACUGCCCCACUGUGUGUCGGAGGACUCAGUCUCCUGUGAGAACCCCGGCCUCCCGGCUAACGGGUACCAGAUCUUGUCCAAGAGGCUGUACCUGCCGGCCGAGACGCUCACCUUGGUCUGUUACCAGGGUUACGAGCUCAUCGGGGAGAUGGCCAUCAAGUGCAUUCUGGGUAACCCGUCCUUCUGGAGCGGCCCACUCCCACUCUGCAGGGCGAACAAGGAAUGCUUCAUCAGCCGCGCCCUGGAGGUGGCCGAGGCGCCGGUGGGCUCGGGGCUGGACGGGGGGAACAUCGCGUUGGCCAUCUUCAUCCUGGUGCUGCUGCUGUCGGCGCUGGUGGGCGGAGCUUAUGUCUACGUCACGCGGUGCCGGUUCCACUCCAACCUGAGGCUUCCCCUCAUCUACCCUCACCCGUACCGACAGAUCACCGUGGAGACGGAGUUCGACAACCCGCUCUACGAGACGGGGGGGCUGCGUCUCGUCUUCCUCUCUCAGAAAUCUGUUCUUCAUCUUCAUCUUCAUCUCAACGUCUCAAAGACACUCGAGAAUAUGAAGUCUCGAUAUGAGACGCCGUCCUAACUCCUCAUCUCCUCCUUCCUCACCUCCUCCCUCCUCAUCUCCUCCUUCCUCACCUCCUCACCUCCUCCCUCCUCAUCUCCUCCUUCCUCACCUCCUCAUCUCCUCCUUCCUCACCUCCUCCCUCCUCAUCUCCUCCUUCCUCACCUCCUCACCUCCUCCCUCCUCAUCUCCUCCCUCCUCCUUCCUCACCUCCUCCCUCCUCAUCUCCUCCCUCCUCCUUCCUCACCUCCUCAUCUCCUCACCUCCUCCAUCCUCAUCUCCUCACCUCCUCCCUCCUCACCUCCUCCUGCCUCACCUCCUCACCUCCUUCCUCCUCAUCUCCUUACCUCCUCAUCUCCUCCUUCUUCCCUCCUAACUCCUCAACUCCUCCCUCCUUCCUCCUUGCCUCCUCCUUUCUCACCUCCUCACCUCCUCCCUCCUUCUCGGAGGAGGCGUGUAAAUACAAAUAGAUGAUGUCCGACGAGAAGCAAGCCCAUUGAUCCUGUCCUCCUCCUCCUCCUCCUUUUAUUUUGCUUGAUGGUAAAUGAGAGAGGAGAAGAAGAAGAAGAAGAAGAAGAAGAAGAAGAAGAAGAAGAAGAAGAAGAAGAAGAAGAAGAAGAAGAAGAAGGAGGAGGAGGAGGAGGAGGAGGAGUCAGUGGGUGACUGAAGCACUUUUACAGUAUUUUUGUCUAAUAUGAGACGAGUGAAAAAUAAUCCAGAAAGAAGUUAAAGUUGUAAACCUUAAACAUUUAUUAUAUUUAAGGUUUAUUUAUUUAUGCAACGCUUUCUUUAAGAGUGUUAAAGCUGCAUUCUCUCUCCUGACCACCAGGGGGCGACUCCUGGUUGUAUAGAAGUAUAUGCUUCAUAUGUUAAAGCUGCAUUCUCCCGCCUGACCACCAGGGGGCGACUCCUCUGGUUGUAUAGAAGUCUAUGCUUCAUGUGUUGAAGCUGCAUUCUCUCUCCUGGCCACCAGGGGCGACUCCUCUGGUUGUAUAGAAGUCUAUGCUUCAUGUGUUAAAGCUGCAUUCUCUCUCCUGACCACCAGGGGGUGACUCCUCUGGUUGUAUAGAAGUCUAUGAUCAUGUGUUGAAGCUGCAUUCUCUCUCCUGACCACCAGGGGGCGACUCCUCUGGUUGUAUAGAAGUCUGCUUCAUGUGUUAAAGCUGCAUUCUCCCUCCUGGCCACCAGGGGGCGACUCCUCUGGUUGUAUAGAAGUCUCUGCUUCAUGUGUUAAAGCUGCAUUCUCUCUCCUGACCACCAGGGGGCGACUCCUCCGGUUGUAUAGAAGUCUGCUUCAUGUGAGGACUCUGAGUAAAAUAUUUUGAGUUAUUUUCUGUGUGGCAAUACUGGUGUCUGUAUAUAUAUAUAAAUAAAUAUAUAUAAAUAUAUAUUUAUUUAUUUUUCACACGUUUCUCGUGGCCUCAUUUCUCGCUGCGUCGCCAUGGCAACAGGACUCCUCCGAUGACGGUGCAGAAUCACUUUGAGUUAUUGUGACAUUAAUAAUGCACUUUAAACCUUUUACUGUGAACGUGGUUCUGGUGGUCCUGGUGGUUCUGGUGGUUCUGGUGGUUCUGUGACUAACGGAGCGCCACAUGUUGGAUAUGCUCAUUAUUCUCAUCACACAUGAUGUGUUCAAGGACCGUCAGAAACAUGACAAUCUGCCUGUAGUUGGAUAUUGUUUAUAGAAAAAGUUUAUUAAUAAAACUUCUUAAGGAUUACAACUUUAAACGUCCGGUGGCCUGGGGGACCUCCUUGUGGUUCACCGUGUCCUGCGGUCCCUGAACUCACCACCGGCCUGCAGUCUCCUAGCUGUCGUCACGUGGAGGAUCAGGGCCUCAGGUCCAGAUCCUCCAGGUCCAGGUCCUCCAGGUCCGGCCCCCGGGGUCCGGUGUGUGUGGCGUGUUUAUUUAUUUCUGGUUGUUCAUUGAUAAAUGUACAUUCUCAUUAUGUUAACAAAUAAAUCUUUAAUAAAAAAGAACUAAAUAAUU